AACUUCCGGUACCACGUGACACUAGCUUCCGCUUGACAGUAUUUCUAUUUUGUGUCAUGUUGUGUGAGGGAGUAUUAGGGCCACAUUAACAAAAAACUAUGAUAGAAGACCUUUAACUGCGUAUGAAAAAUGUAAAUUAGAUUUGAUUCUGUGUAAGCGCGGCUUGACCGUAUGCUAUCAGAUCGAAACUGAUUUUAAAACAAAAACUAUUAAACGGAACCUUCGUCUUAUCCACGCAGCUACACGGAGGCAUUUCAUGGUCAGACCGCGCCGGGAACGAACUGAAAAGAAUAAAGCGGAGAGCGGAGCUGGUGGUGGAUUAUGUGGAGGAGCGGCUCGUCCGGAGGCUCUGACCGCUUUGAGUAUUUACAAACUCUGGUCACCGAGUUUCAGGACACCGACAGCGACGAGGCAAAGGAACAAGUUCUGGCUAAUUUGGCCAAUUUUGCAUACGAUCCAAAGAACGUGGAGUAUCUGAGAGAGCUGCAGGUGACUGACCUCUUCUUGGACAUGCUGACUGAGGAGAAUGAGAACUUUGUGGAGUUUGGGAUGGGAGGGCUCUGUAACCUCAGCAUGGACCCUGAGUGCAGAGAUGUCGUCCUGCAGAGCGACGGCAUCCGCUUAGUCACAAACUGCUUGUCGAGCCAGAGGGAAGAGACUGUCCUGUCAGCCAUCACCACCCUCAUGAACCUCCUAACACCCACGUCACGCUCUCAGAUCACCGAUCCCGCCAUCCUGCAGUGCAUGCUGCGCUUCUCCCUCUCCGAGAGCCCGCGUCUGCGCAACCUGGCUACCGUGUUUCUGCAGGACUCCUGCAGCGAGGAGCAGGUGGCGCAGGCGCAGCAGCAGAUGGAGGGGCAGCAGACGGCAGUCGGCAUCCCGCUGCCGAAAGACUAAAGACACAGCGCAGACCUUUAUCUUUUUAUAAGUUUUAACAUGUGACAUCAAAGAAUAUCUCAGUAUUUGUCUGUUACUGGCUUAUGUUCGGAUCUUGUGUUUUAUCUCCUGGAAGGCGGUGAAAAUACCAAGAUGAUGCAUCAUUGAUAUACAGUUAGGUCCACCAAAACGUAAGUACACCACUUCAGAUUGAUUCUAAAUCUGUCAUCUACUUGAAAUAACAAGGGAGGAGGAUUAAAUUGGCUUCUCAGUCUAAAAUUGCCUGACUUUGUAUAAUAAUGGCUUGCAUUUUUCUAAUCUAACAGUCAUUGUCUGGAAGAGAUAAGUCACCAGAUCAGCUUUCUGGAUUUAGUGCAUAAAUGUGCACCACAUGCGAUAUGUUCUCUGAGCCAACACAACCUUCCCCACUAAAAUAGUUUUCAGGUUUGAAACUACCACGUAGACAUGGCCUGAAGGUUGCAUGUCGUUUGCAAAUUGUUCCUCUUUAAAUAUCACAUUAUGUGUAGAGGAAAAAAAAUAAAUCCAAGCAUGCUUUUGUGUACGUAUUUAUACAUCAGGCCCCAGAUGUUGAACCUGCUCCGACUCCUCCAGAGGUUCUGGAUGUGGUUGAGGUUCAGAGAUCGGUGCAGUUCUUCCACACCAAAGUGGGGACAAGCAUUUCUUUAUUGAGGCGUUGUCAUUUUGAAGCAGGAAAAAGACAAACCUAACUCAAUGCCACAAGAACGCAAGUGAUGUUUUUCCUCAUCCAAAAUAAAUUUGCUCAACAAAUUUUUGGCCUUUUUGUGUGCUUUUUCCUGCCACAUGAGGGAGUCCAAGAUACUUUUGUAUGCAUUGCUCCACCAAUGCAUUCACCUCUUGGGAGAACAGUUUGGUUAUUAGUAUCACCUGUAAUAACCUCCCAGUCAAAGGAAUGCAUGGUGACAAUUUGAAAACAAAAGUCUCGAGUCUAAAAGGAGAACAAACUCACUCUUUGUCUCAAAUCACAUUUUUCCUCCUUGAAAUGUGCAUUCCUUUGCCUUUCCCUGUUAAAACCACCUCCUGUACUUGGCGCAUGGUAGGAAUACCAUGUCCUGAAACAUUUAAUCCAAACCCAAAAUAUGUUAAAUAAAAAAUGCUAAAUAAACCUUGAGGUUCUCUCUUAAGAGCCAGGAGCACAGUUUGUUUUCAUUUGGGCUCUUAAGGGCUAUUUCUGGGCCGAGUCCUUCAGGUCUAGACAGGAGACGACAUCCGAUCCAGCAGCCCAGCGUCAGGUGAACUGCACAUGUAGCCUGGUCAGGAAAUUCUUUACAGCUCUGAACAAUGCUCACUCACUUUAAAGCUCAUGUUUUUUAAAGUGGAACAUGUGUGCAUAUUUCUGAAUGGCAAGCUUAAGAGGCCUGCACCUGCCAUCGAGGACAAUAAAAAAAAAAAUAAAAAAAAACA
Messenger RNA from Haplochromis burtoni (Burton's mouthbrooder), 2319 nucleotides. It is a transcript of the gene armc7, whose product is annotated as armadillo repeat containing 7. NCBI's taxonomy places the organism in Eukaryota, Metazoa, Chordata, Actinopteri, Cichliformes, Cichlidae. The record is from RefSeq and is a predicted model, not a curated record. Bases 322 to 897 code for a protein of 191 amino acids. The transcript has 4 exons.